AUGUGGCGUUUACGACAAAUGCCCAGGCGGGCUUUCGCGACACUGCACAGAGAGCCAUUGAUCCUCCCUACUCCAAAGCUUAUUUCAACACCAGAUCUUGUGGACGAAGAGGGACUGCCAUGCUAUAAAAGCGAACAAUACUAUCCGGGAAAACCAGGAGACGUCAUUGGCGAUCGUUUUCAGAUUCUGGUCAAAAGAGGUUAUAGCAACGGGUCAACAACAUGGAUGGCUCGUGACCUACGAAAUACGAAUUCCGACGGCGAGAUCCUCAGGGACUUGAAAAUAAAUGUCUGCGGGGACCCCAGUGAGAGGGAGCUGGAGAUAGAGAAACGUAUCGAUGAGGCCGGAUCGGCGCAUCGCGCGCGUAAUCUUCUUCGAACAAAUCAUGAGAACUUUGAAGUCAACAGCCCCCAUGGCAAACACAUUUGUUUGGCCUAUCCACCUCUGGGAGCGCCGCUGUGGCAUUUCAAAGCACGAUUCGAGAAUGAAGUUUUUCCAUUCCCGCUCGUUAAGCUAUACCUCAUGUUUCUAUUAGAGGCCCUAGAUUGCCUUCAUAAAGACUGUGCCAUUGUUCAUACUGAUUUAAAAUUAGAGAAUAUCGUAAUGCCAUUCGAAGACGACGAAGCGAUGUUCGAAUUUAUCAAUCGACAAAUCAGUGAGCCAGCAGAAUACAAGCUUGACGCCACUGGACAGCAGGUAUUCCGCCGCGAUAAUACUUUUGGACCCCUCAGAGAUUCAUGGAGACUGAAUAUGGUCCCACAUAUCGUUGAUUUCUCCUCAGCUCUGCAGCUCCACGGAGAGACUGGACGAGGCAUCAUGCCAAUACAGCCGAGCCAGUACCGAGCACCCGAAGUCACACUUGGCUUUCCUUGGAAUAGGAGUGCAGAUAUUUGGAAUCUGGGGACUCUGAUCUGGGACAUGGCCCAGGGAACACAUCUUUUUCAACAGGCACAGGAUUCUGAGAGAAGGCCUACCGCGAGGGCGCAUCUUGCAGAGAUGAUUGCCUUGCUCGGCAUGCCUUCGCUCGAGUUCAUCGAAAAAUCGCGUUCGACACUGAAGUUCGAGUGGCCACAGGAGAUCCGGGUAAAUGGCGGUGAAUUGGCUCGGAAUGCUCAUGACAUGUUUGGUGGACCAUUUUUCGAUGGAAAUGGCAAAUUCUUACAUAAGGAUUUGAUUCCAGAUCGGAGGAUCGAGGACUCAUUGCCUUUACUGGAAGAGGAAGACAAGAGGGGACUAUUGGCGUUCGCGAAGAAGAUGCUCACUUGGGACCCAGAGGAACGAGCGACUGCUCGUCAACUGCUGGAGGAUCCAUUCUUGAAGCUUGAAGAAUAA
Messenger RNA from Penicillium manginii, 1332 nucleotides. RefSeq names its product protein kinase. The record is from RefSeq and is a predicted model, not a curated record. The transcript has 5 exons. Gene Ontology annotation, biological process: protein phosphorylation; regulation of mRNA processing; spliceosomal complex assembly. Bases 1 to 1332 code for a protein of 443 amino acids. Gene Ontology annotation, molecular function: ATP binding; protein kinase activity. NCBI's taxonomy places the organism in Eukaryota, Fungi, Ascomycota, Eurotiomycetes, Eurotiales, Aspergillaceae.